Messenger RNA from Hippopotamus amphibius kiboko, 2772 nucleotides. RefSeq names its product RELT like 2 (gene RELL2). Bases 1107 to 2072 code for a protein of 321 amino acids. Gene Ontology annotation, biological process: positive regulation of p38MAPK cascade; positive regulation of cell-substrate adhesion. The transcript is spliced from 6 exons. The record is from RefSeq and is a predicted model, not a curated record. NCBI's taxonomy places the organism in Eukaryota, Metazoa, Chordata, Mammalia, Artiodactyla, Hippopotamidae.
UCUAGGUUCCGGGGGGUGAGCGUCUGGGCUUGGCCGGAGGACGGUAGCGUCGGUCCUAGGAUGAAAGGGCCAUUUCCUUCCGGGCGGGGGUCAAAUCCUCGGGAAGCCGAGCCAUCCCGUCCAGCUACCUGUCCCAUACGAGGCGCAGGCCAUGUCAUCUCUCUAGGAGGCUCCGGAGAACCCGCCACGCUGUCCCUCUCGGGUGCAGAAAGCCGGCUUCCCCCGGCCCGCUGGGAAGAUUCCCAGCUACACAUCCGGCCGGGGCAUCUGAGGGCAGGAGCCAAGCCGGGCGUGCUCGAUAGACCAGUGGAGAGCACUCUCGCCUGACUCCCUGUCCUCCUCACCCGGACCCAGACUCGGCACCGCACACUCCCCCGGCGGGGGGGAGGGGGGCGGGGGGAGCGGCGCAGUCACGCGCGCACCAUACUUGCACUCACAAGCGCGCAAGGCUCUCGUUCUCCGCCCGGCACACCUGCGCUCCGCCCCUGGUCCUGGGCAGGCAACGGUCUAAGGCUUUGGGGAACCCAGGGCGGCUGCGGCGGCACCCCCCUUCUCCUUCCCUUCCCAGGGCUGGAGUUGUCCGGAACCUGUCUCCGGUCCCAGCCAGCCCGCAUCCCUCUCCAUCCUUCCCUCCCCCCGCCUGCCCCGGCACGGCUAUCUGCAGCCGCAGCCCGGAGCCCUUGAGGAGGCGAAGGGGGGAGGGGAAGGAAGCAAGGGAUGAGCGCCGGGAGGGCGUCGGGGUCCCUGAGCCGGACUAGGACGUCCCUGGAACCGGAACCCGAGCCGGAGCCGGAGCCGGAACCAAACCACGUGUCCUUGGGAGGGACGGAAGCGCAGGAUAAGCUGGAAAGGGGAACGCUCUGGGCGUCGGAGAAGCGGACCAGGCUCGUGGAAGAGGGCUUGCGCAGCCGCCGUCUGGCACCCCGGGCCCGGACCAGCACCCCUGGCACGGACAGCUCCCUGGUUGGGUAGUGGGGUGGGGCCAGACCUCAGAGGCUUGCUUGUCUCGGAUCCUGAGGACGGCAUUCCUAUCCCUCGCCCCAUCCCUAGCUGCAGCCCCCUAACCCCAGGAGGCGCCCUGGCCCGCGCUCGCCCCCCAGGGCCUCAUGUCGGAAUCACAGCCUGACCUGGAGCCGCCCCAACAUGGGCUGUACAUGCUCUUCCUGCUUGUGCUGGUCUUCUUCCUCAUGGGCCUGGUAGGCUUCAUGAUCUGCCACGUGCUCAAAAAGAAAGGCUACCGCUGCCGCACUUCGAGGGGCUCGGAGCCUGACGACGCCCAGCUCCAGACCCCAGAGGACGAUGACAUGAAUGAGGACACAGUAGAGAGAAUUGUUCGAUGCAUCAUCCAAAAUGAAGCCAAUGCUGAGGCCUUGAAGGAGAUGCUGGGGGACAGUGAAGGAGAAGGGACAGUGCAGCUGUCCAGUGUUGACGCCACCUCCAGCCUGCAGGACGGAGCCCCCUCCCAUCAUCACACAGUGCACCUGGGCUCUGCAGCCCCUUGCAUCCACUGCAGCCGCAACAAGAGACCCCCACUUGUCCGUCAGGGACGCUCCAAGGAAGGAAAGAGUCGCCCCCGGCCUGGGGAGACCACUGUGUUCUCUGUGGGCAGGUUCCGGGUGACACACAUUGAGAAGCGCUAUGGGCUGCAUGAGCAUCGUGAUGGCUCCCCCACAGACAGGAGCUGGGGGUCUGGUGGGGGGCAGGACCCAGGGGGCGGCCAGGGGUCUGGGGCAGGGCAGCCCAGGACAGGGACGCCUGCCACUGAGAGCCUUCCCCCUGAAAGGCCACAGCCCCAGGCCCUUACCAGCCCCCCAGUGCAGAAAGGAGGACUCAGGGACAGCAGUUUAGUCCCUCAUGCACUUGAGGGGAACCCUGGAGCCUCUGCAGAGUUGGUGCUGGGGGCUGGAGGGAGGGGCCCAAGCCCAGGGCCGGCCAGUCAAGAGGCAAAUGGACAGCCAAGCAAACUGGACGCCUCAGAUCAUCAGGUAGGAAGACAUGUGGUGGGCUCAGCUCUUAUUGCCCCUGCUCUGGGGGACACUGAUAGGACCCACUUCCUGUCCUCCCAUUGUUGACCCCUCCUCUCUCUCAGGUGUCCCCACCACGGGGAGCAGGGGGUGUGUGAGGUGAGUCUGCCUGGGCCCCAAGUCAGACAAUCUCAUCCUCCCACCCCCUACUUUAAACUGCCUAAGCCCAUCCAUCCCCUGAACCCCCAGGGUAAACCGCAGCCUUAGCCUCUGGUACAUAUUCCUUGGUUCGGUGGUGGGAGUGGGGCAUGUGCUCCAGGGGAUAGGGGAGGUCCUACAGCCCCUGCAGAAAAGCAGGGACACAGCUGUGGGAGGCAACACUGUUACCCUUCCUCUCCUCCAAGCCUCCUCCUUCACUGCACUGAUGGACUACCAGCUGGCAGGGCCGCGGGGUGGGGGUGGGGGGGCAGGAAGCCCCUCCUCUCCACUGGACAGCACUGCCCCCCAGCUGAGGGACCAGCCCUACUUCCACCUGGAGUUGCACGGUCUCAGGCUGGGGGACCUUGGGAGAAGUCCCACCUCUGGCCCUCAGUCCCUUCCCCUUCUCGCCAAAAGGCCGCCUGACCCGCCUUCCGCAUCACCUCACUCCAUAUGCUAGAGCGUGGCGGCUGGGAGCAGGCCCCUGCCCUUCGUGGGUCCUUAAAGCAAUAGCACCUUAGGCCCCCUUCCCUCUUGGCACAAGAGGCCCAGGCGCUGGCUUGGACUUCGUGCCCUUUAUUCACUGUCAAUAAAUCCGCUCAGACCAUUA